Molecule: messenger RNA, 960 nt
Organism: Punctularia strigosozonata HHB-11173 SS5
Lineage: Eukaryota; Fungi; Basidiomycota; Agaricomycetes; Corticiales; Punctulariaceae
Exons: 1
Coding region: 1-960 (319 amino acids)
Source: RefSeq, a predicted model, not a curated record
AUGAGUGCGUUUGGUGAACGCCUGGUAGACGCACUAUCACUCUGGAUUGAGCUUGGCGACGGAGCACAUAUCGCUGAAGGAGAUUGGGAGUAUCGUCUUGUCACAUUUCUGGGAUACCAUCGGAAUACCGCCCCCGAUUAUUCGAGAAACGUCGCAAAGUUCAUAUUGGAGGUUCAUCGGCGAGGCUCUUUUCCGGAUGAAUCGUGGAUGAGGGCAUUCAUCGACUUGAAAGGUUGGUGGGAUGCGAGAUGGGUCAAUGCAAACGAUGUGUACGAGUACUUCGGGGUUAAUACAACACCGGGCAGCGGAGGGGUCGUCCGAGUCGGUCCUUCUUUGGAUGCACGUACAGACACCCUCCCAGCGUUGCUACAUCCACAUUCCGUUCGCGAAGGGAGAUCAUUGCCACAGCUCAGUUCGAAAUCCAACCAUUCAACCGUCUGGUACGACGAUGGUGGUGAUGGCACGCAAUCUGAGCGUAGGGCCUCCGCGUCGAACGCACUCUCGACUUCCGGGACCCUACAGGCGCAGCGGACCGACUCUCACUCGAAUGCAGAGCCCAGAGGUGGACAGGAGAGCGUCACUGAUCACGAUUUGCUUCCUCGUGACGAGCAGAUUCACCUCGAGGGCCUGAAAGUCAGCACCAUACGAAGCACUUCAUCAAAUGUUGUGGAGGAAGAGAUCAACGGAAUGGAGGGCGGCCAGGAGCGUGCGAGCGAGCUGGAAUCCCCUACCUCGGCCGGACAGAAUGCGGAGGAUACGUUGGAUAGAACUUUACCCCGCGGCGAAGUACCGUCGUUGAGUCAAAAUAGACUGGUGCCUCGUGUCGGAAGCCAGCACAGCGAUGGAGGGCAGGCGGAUGCCACCAACAAUGUUCUCAUACGAGCAGACGUUGAGCACGACAAUCUCACUGAGAAUAUCGGAGACGACGCCAAGUCGUCACUUGCGGCGGAGGAGGGAUGA